Schistocerca gregaria is the source of this 852-nucleotide messenger RNA. Its product is annotated as ras-like protein rasG. Gene Ontology annotation, biological process: Ras protein signal transduction. The record is from RefSeq and is a predicted model, not a curated record. Bases 258 to 833 code for a protein of 191 amino acids. NCBI's taxonomy places the organism in Eukaryota, Metazoa, Arthropoda, Insecta, Orthoptera, Acrididae. The transcript is spliced from 5 exons. Gene Ontology annotation, cellular component: plasma membrane. Gene Ontology annotation, molecular function: GTPase activity; GTP binding; GDP binding.
CUCGACCUUCAGAGGGGACGAUGUCCGAGUUCCUGACGGACACGAGAGAAUUGUUGGACAUCACACGCGGUGUCUGAAAUUUUUUUUGUGCUUAGCCCGGAGGACGGGCAACAACACGACAUCGGCAGCGCCCACGCAAGAAUACUUUUCUAGACCGCGCACGACUCAUGAAGUACUGGAUUCGGUGGAAUUCUACGCAAAGAAGAUGUGCAAGGCGUUGAUUUCAGUUCUAUACAACAGAUCCAUAUUUCUUUUCUAUGACUGAAUAUAAAUUGGUAAUUGUCGGUGGCGGUGGCGUGGGGAAGUCGGCCCUGACCAUACAGCUGAUUCAAAAUCAUUUCGUCGAUGAGUAUGAUCCAACUAUCGAGGACAGCUACCGCAAACAAGUAACAAUCGACGAUGAAACCUGUCUCUUAGAUAUACUCGAUACGGCAGGACAAGAAGAAUAUAGUGCUAUGCGCGACCAAUAUAUGCGUACCGGUCAGGGCUUCAUUUUGACCUACGCCAUCACCUCCAGGGCAUCUUUUGAUGAAAUAAGUGUCUUUAGAGAACAAAUCUGUCGAGUAAAGGAUGUAGACAAUGUGCCCAUCGUCAUUGUGGGGAACAAAUGCGAUUUGGAGCAAGAUCGACAAAUAUCCAAUGCAGAAGGAAUGGAACUCGCUAAGUCUUGGUCCGCGCCCUUUUUUGAAACGUCCGCAAAAAACAGAAUCAAUGUAGAGGAAGCGUUCUUCGAACUAGUCCGUGAAAUUCGAAGAUCAGAUAUGGGUGUUCGCGCCAAAGUCAGCACCAAGAGAGGCAGUGGCAACGUCAUUAAAAAAUGUGCUCUCUUCUAAAAAACCCUUAAAAUAAAGA